AUGCCUUGGAUAGUUGGAGGUGAUUUCAAUGUGGUCUUACAUGAAGAUGAAAAGAUAGGAGGUCUUCCAGUAUACCCCCCUGAAUACGAAGACUUUGCCUUAUGUGUGAAUUCUUGUGGUUUGUUUGACAUUGGAUAUAAUGGCAGCCCUUUCACUUGGUGGAAUGGUCGACCAAAUGACCAAUGCAUCUUCAAGCGGCUUGAUAGGAUCUUUGUCAACCUCUCUUACCAGAAUCUCUUCCCAAAUAUAGAAGUUCAAUAUCUGAUAAGGACAUGCUCUGAUCAUGCACCAUUGUUGAUGAGUUGUGGACAUGAAGCUAUGCAAUUUGUUAAGCAUUUUAAGUUCCUUAACUUCUGGGCUACUCAUGACACUUUCACAGAAGUGGUGAGGCAAAAAUGGGUGACUAAUUUUAUUGGUGAUCCUUUCUUGAUGUUCAAACAGAAAUUAAAGAGACUAAAAUCAACACUUUCACAAUGGAGUAAACUUACUUUUGGGGAUAUCUUCAAACAACUUGCUAUUAGGGAAGAUAUUGUCAGAGUUAAGGAGAUUCUAUUUGAGGAGGAACCAACAAUUCAAAAUAGGAUUGUCCUUCAACAAGCACAUGCUGAACUGAAAAAAUACCUGAGCAUUGAAGAGCAAUACUGGAAACAAAAGGCAGGAUUGAACUGGUUUGCUGAAGGUGAUAGAAACACAAGAUGUUUUCACAAUCAUGUAAAUGAGUUUUUCAAGAACCAAUUUACACAAGAAAGUGAUACUACAUUCUUUGAACUUCUUAACAAUGUACCUUCAAUGGUAACAACUUAUCAGAACUCAGAGCUAUGCAGAUAUCCUACUCUAGAAGAAGUAAAGAAAGCAAUUUUCGCAUUGUCUGGUGAUAGUACAAGUGGACCUGAUGGUUUCACUGGAUUAUUCUACCAAAAGUGUUGGAACAUUGUGGGCGCAGACAUCUUUAUGAUGGUUCAAGAUAUUUAUGGAGGGGCUUCACUACCAAAAUCCAUAACACACACUAACUUGGUGUUACUGCCUAAGAAACCACAAGUACAAACCUUCUCAGAUCUAAGACCCAUCAGUCUUAGUAAUUUUAUCAACAAGGUCAUAUCUAGGGUAUUACAUGACAGAAUGGAGAAGGUAUUACCAUCCUUGAUUUCUCCAAACCAAUCUGGCUUUGUGAAAGGAAGGAGUAUCUUUGAAAAUAUCCUGCUCACACAAGAAAUCAUCACUGAUAUAAGGAUGAAUGGGAAACCAAAAAAUAUGGUAAUCAAGCUUGAUAUGGCAAAGGCAUAUGACAGUGUUAAUUGGAAAUAUUUACUAAAGGUUUUGAGGAAAAUGGGAUUUGCUGAGCAUUUCAUCAACAUGAUAGGAAACUUAUUGAUCCACAAUUGGUAUUUAGUGCUAAUCAACGGGCAAACAUCAGGGUUUUUCAAAUCCAGUAGAGGGAUGAAGCAAGGAGAUCCUUUGUCUCCUACAUUAUUCAUUCUAUCAGCAGAGGUCCUAUUAAGAUCACUGAAUAAGCUGUUCUUAGACAGGAAUUUCAUUGGAUUUGAAAUGCCAAAGUGGACAGAUCCUUUAAACCACUUGUCUUAUGCAAAUGAUACAAUAAUCUUUUCAUCUGCGGACCUAUACUCAUUACAUAAAGUAAUGGAAGUACUCACAAAGUACGAACAGAUCUCUAGGCAACUAAUCAACAAAUCAAAAUGCUCUUACUACAUGCAUACAAAGGAAGAAGGCGGAUUAGGUUUCAGGUCUCUAUUUGAUCUUUUAAGAUCGUUGUUUGCAAAAUUAUGGUGGAAUUUCAGAACUCCUAAGUCUUUGUGGUCCAAUUUCACGUGGAAUAAAUACUGCAAGAAGAAAAUCCCUACAUUAGUACAAUUCAAAGAUGGAUCACAUGUUUGGAGGAAAAUAUUAAAAUCUAGGGAAGAGGUGGAGCAUGAAGUACUCUGGCAAAUGAAUAGAGGCUCUACAAAUGUCUGGCAUGAAAAUUGGACUGGUAUUGGAGCAAUAUACCAUGUUGUACCUCCAGAUUUCAACAUCAAUGAAGAACUCCAUGAGGUGACACAGUUGAGAACAGAAAAUGGAUGGGAUGAUCAGUUGCUGCAUCAUACAUUUCCAGAAGAUAUAACAUAUCACAUAAGGCAAGAAAUUUGCUUUGAUGAUAUUGAUGCAAAAUGGGAUACACCUAAAUGGAUGCCAAUGACUUUAGGUAAAUUUACAAUGCCCGAUGCAAGAUGGUUCAAAUACAAUACUGAUGGGGCUCAUCGAGGAAAUCCAGGACUAAGCUCCUACGGUUUUUGCGUAAGAGAUUCUACAAGGGAUGUUAUAUUUGCGAAGGCAGGGCAGAUAGGGGUAUCAACAAGUUUGGUCGCUGAGGCAAAGGCAUUAAUGGAAGGCAUAUUGUACUGUUUUCAAAAUCAGCUGCAUCCUCUGAUAACUGAAACUGACUCACUGGACUUAAAAAAGAUUAUUGAAGGUCAAUGGGCAGUUCCUUGGAGUAUCAGCAAAGAACUGAGGAAGAUUAAUGAAAUAAAGGGCAGUUCAAUGUCAUUCUUCAGCAUGUCUUCAGGGAAGGCAAUGCAGUGGCGGAUUUUUUUAGCUAAUUUAGUGUUCUUUUUUGCAGGUAUACUAGAAUUUAAAUCUUUCUAUGACUUCCCUGCUGCUGGUAGGUCAAUAAUCAAUUACGACAAGAGCCAAAUACCAAUUCUGAGGAUUAGAGUGGCAAGAAACAGCAGAUCCGUACCAUGA
Messenger RNA from Nicotiana tabacum (common tobacco), 2739 nucleotides. Lineage: Eukaryota; Viridiplantae; Streptophyta; Magnoliopsida; Solanales; Solanaceae. The record is from RefSeq and is a predicted model, not a curated record.